Lactuca virosa is the source of this 1777-nucleotide messenger RNA. Lineage: Eukaryota; Viridiplantae; Streptophyta; Magnoliopsida; Asterales; Asteraceae. The record is from the annotation of a GenBank genome assembly.
GGGGGUUAGGGCUUGAAACGGAUACACAUUUAUAGGCCCAAAAUCCGGCACAUAAUCAAUCGGAUCUAAGAGAUCGGAGUGCGUCUGAUGAAAUCCGAUCACCGGCGACGCCAUAGCAGUUGAUUUGGUUUGUUUGGAUCCUAAGUCGACGAUCGACUUGCAUUUUUCGUGGUCCAAUGGGAGUUGUGAUAGAGAGUGAAGUGUGGGAAAACAAUCAACCACUGUCCAUAUUCAUAUUCGUAUCAUGCUUACUCUCAAUCGUUUGUUUACCUCAGAAUUCGAGCAGGAGUUCCACUGUCUUCGAUCAAUCACUUCCGUCUUCUUUGCUUCGGUUUCAGAGAAAAUUUCUUCUCGUGUUUUGCUCCGCCUCAGUAAUGGAAGGCAUGUGGUCAGUGUUUGGGGAGUAUGAAAUGGCAUACUUUGGAUUUAACAAAGACCAAAUGGUGUCAUCUCUCAUCAUCGGUUCUGCAUCUGCACUCUUUGUUGGAACAUUCUUGGGCAUGCUAUCUGACUUAAUAGGAAGAAAGAAAGUUAGCUUGUUGUUUUGCAUCCUCCACCUUUUUGUUGCUAUCUUGAAGACGAUUUUCUCACAUCCAAGCAUUUGGUUAGCAAGUGUUUGCCUCUCUUUAGCCACUUCAAUUUUUCUAUUCAGUUUCGAGACAUGGAUGGUGGUUGAGCAUGACAAGCUAGGGCACAGGCUAGAUUCAUUGAAUGAAAUGUUCUGGCUUAUGACAUUUCUUGAGUCUGCAUCUUUAAUUGGAAGCCAAGUCUUUGCAAAUUGGUUUAUCAGCAAUGAUUUUGAGAAGAACAUGCUUUCACCUUCCACUUUUACUUCUUUACUAUCAUUCAUUAGUAUCAUUUUCAUUACACAAGAAUGGAAAGAAUCCCCACCUUCAACAUUUAAUGAGUAUCAGACAUCAUUCAAAACACAUAUCUUCCAUGAUAAAAGAAUAUGGUUAUUGGGGUGGGCACAAUCUUGUGUUCACUUUUCUGUUGCUGCAGUUUGGAUAUUAUGGGCUCCAACUAUAGUGGGUGAUGGGAGAGAAGUUAAUCUUGGACUGAUAUACCCUUGUUUACUAGGAGCUAAAAUGUUGGGAAGCACAAUGUUUCCAUGGUUCAUAAAUGGACCAUUAUCCAUAAGAACUGAAGAUUGUCUUGUAUACACUUUCAUCACAUCAGGAGUUAUUCUUUCUAUUGUAGCUUAUGAUUAUCAGGAAAUUGGAAUUCUUGUAGGACUCUUUUGCUUGUUUCAUGCAUCUAUUGGCCUCAUUUUACCUUCUUUGGCACGAUUGAGAACAUUUUAUGUGCCAAAUGAGUUGCGCGGAGGAAUGAUUACUCUCUCUUUAGCUCCAGCAAAUGCUGCAAUUCUUUUUUGUCUCAUUCAGAGGGGUUACAAUAAGAGCAUUGAGAAUUCCACUAUUAUAGCAUUUGGUGGAAUUGGUUUAUUAUCAGCAGCUGUUUGUAUGCAUUUCUUAAAGCAAUCUGGCAAACAAUCUCCCCAUCAAAACUUCCACAAACAUUGAAUUCCAAUUCCAAUUCCAACCCUUUUUUAGGAGAAAAGACUGGAAUGGAAUUCAUGUUUGAAAGGUGUUAUCGGGUGAAAAAGAUUGGAAUGGAAUUCCUACCCUUUUAGUGUUUGACGAAAAUUGGGUUAUUUAUGUUUGAUUCUAUAGAUGAAAAUGAUGUAGGCAAUACGGUUGUAAAAGUAUAUAUAAGUUUUUUUUUUAUUGGAGUAUGUAAUUAAAGAUCAAGUAAGUUACAUUUUUGGUCCCUUGGU